Molecule: messenger RNA, 522 nt
Organism: Microsporum canis CBS 113480
Lineage: Eukaryota; Fungi; Ascomycota; Eurotiomycetes; Onygenales; Arthrodermataceae
Exons: 4
Coding region: 1-522 (173 amino acids)
Biological process (GO): protein phosphorylation
Molecular function (GO): ATP binding; protein kinase activity
Source: RefSeq, a predicted model, not a curated record
AUGAGGGAUAUCUGUCUCUCUUGGCGAAUUCAGCAGAAUCAUAUCCGAGAUCAUGGAACGAUGCGGGUGAUAAGCGACCUCCCCCUCGAGUCUCUUAACCUCGCACACGGCGAUCUUAGGUCUGAGAAUAUUCUGUUUCACCGCAACCACCUUAAGCUUCCAGACUUCGACAGCACCUCGGAAAUCGGAUCGGUAUUCGAGGCACGUAUUGCUCUAUACGGACGGCUACUCGGCUCAUUAUUCUACCUUAUAAAUUAUGGAUUUGAGGUCUAUGUAUAUCCGGAGCUAAUCGUGGAGGCAGCGAUCGAUUCGAUCAUUAUAGAAUGCUGGCAUGGCGAAUACAAGACGGUGGCAGAAUUGACGGCAGAUAUGGAGUGCUUACUUUGCCCCGGGAGUAUCGAUAGGAACGAGAUCGAGGACACCCCCAUCUCUCCAGAGGAUCUCCCGUCGCACAAGGAAGUUUUCGAGGCUUUUGUUGCGUGUGGGCUCCCAAAAACCCUCGACAACUGGGGCAACAAAUAA